GUGGCAUUGGUGUUGUGCCAGUUGCCUGAGAUCCUGGAUCCAUCUGUCGGGGCUGCUGAGGAUUAAAGACCCUGAAGCUGUAGCCCAAGGGACCCGUGGGCCCUCCUGACGGGAACCCUCCCUGCACCGGCCUGAGAAUACCCAAAGGUGCCUGUUUUAGGGCAGAGCAGCAGCUGACCCCACUGGCACCCAGGCCCCUGUCACAGCCCUGCCAGGGCCCAAGCCACCUGAGCUAGCUGGUGUCCUAUGGAGCCUCCAGCUGAGAAGCCAGGGGAGGCUGAUGGGCCACGCAUCACACCCCAGCUGCUGAAGUCGCACACGGGUGAGUUCUCCCUGGAGUCCAUCCUACUGCUGAAGCUGCAGGGCCUGGGGCUGGCAGACCUGGGCUGCUUGGGAGAGUGCCUGGGCCUCGAGUGGCUGGACCUGUCGGGCAACGCGCUUACCCAGCUCGGCCCGCUGGCCUCCUUGCGCCAGCUCACUGUGCUCAACGUCUCCAACAAUCGGCUGACCGAACUGGAGCCGCUGGCUGCCUGCGAGAGCCUGCAGAGUCUCAAUGCUGCGGGCAACCUGCUGGCCACCCCUGGUCAGCUGCAGUGCCUGGCCGGGCUGCGGAGCCUGGAGUACCUGCGCCUCCAGGACCCUUUGGCCCGGCUCAGCAACCCGCUGUGUGCCAGCCCAUCCUACUGGGCUGCAGUCCAGGAGCUGCUGCCUGGCCUGAAAGUCAUCGAUGGGGAGCGUGUGAGUGGCCGUGGCAGUGAGCUCUACCAGCUGUGCCGGGACCUGGACAGCUCCCUGCGCCCCAGCUCUUGUCCUGGGCCCAGAGCCAUGGAGGCCCAGCCUUGGGUAGAGCCUGGGUACUGGGAGUCCUGGCCCCCCCGGAGCAGCUCCAUCCUGGAAGAGGCCUGCAGACAGUUCCAGGACACGCUGCAGGAGUGCCGUGACCUGGACCGCCAGGCCAGUGACAGCCUGGCCCGGGCAGAGCAGGCCCUCUGCCCUGAAGGCUUGGCCUCUUCUUUUGUCUUCUGAGCACGCCCUGUGGCCUGGAGGCUGCCUUUCCUUUCCUGUUCUGCAUGCCAGCCUUCACGGUGGUCACUGACCCUGCAUGCACAGCUGUGGGGUCCUCUGUCCUUGUCCUCAGAGCCAUGCCAACUCCCCCACCUUCCCUCUAGGACACUCCCCACCCUCAUAUAUGGGCAGGACGCAGCUCUCAAGCAGCAUGUGGCUGGGAUCGAAAACAUACCGACACUGCACACCUGCCUGUGCAGGCGACAACGGCCCACCGUGCCCAGGCCUGUGCUUCUGGAGCCUUCUCUGUAAGCUACCCUCAGCUCCAUUAAACAGUUC
Messenger RNA from Octodon degus (degu), 1344 nucleotides. RefSeq names its product leucine rich repeat containing 61 (gene Lrrc61). NCBI's taxonomy places the organism in Eukaryota, Metazoa, Chordata, Mammalia, Rodentia, Octodontidae. Gene Ontology annotation, biological process: outer dynein arm assembly. Gene Ontology annotation, molecular function: protein binding. Bases 247 to 1026 code for a protein of 259 amino acids. Gene Ontology annotation, cellular component: cytoplasm. The record is from RefSeq and is a predicted model, not a curated record. The transcript has 2 exons.